CGUUUCAGUGGUGCUUAUUUAGAAAUUAAUAAAAUUAAAGACUUUUGAACAAAACAAAUAAAAAUAAAUAUAUAAAAAAAAAAACACGAUAGUAAAGUGGAUAGAUAAAACAGAUAAUUAAAAGACUCGAAAGAAAAAUAAAAACGAAAGAAAAAAUUGGAAAGAAAAACCAAGAAAUAAAUUGGACAGAAUCGAUAGAGUGGAAAGAAACGAUAGACUGGACAGAAUGGACAGAAAUGCAGAAUAUGCUCUGCAAGCGGCCAUCCAUGCAAUACAACGCAUGGUCGCCUUUACGAAAGAGGAAAGAUUUGCCGAGACUCCUAUCGAGGGAAUAGAGGUCAGGCAGGAAGCGCUUGCCGAUGCAUGGGCGCAAACGAAAGCAGCCGAGAGACAGCUGUCAUCAGCUAAAGAUCCGCUGAUGAUGGCUGAAGUGGAGAGAAAGAUGGCAGAGGCUGAGGAGAGCUAUUUCUUGGCUUCUGCCGCUUUAAAGCGAAAGAGGAUAGACUUGCAACCGCAAGAGAAGGAGAGACAGGAACCGCAAAUUGCUGUCCAAGUUUCGAUGCCAUUCUCACAACAUGAUGUGAAGAACACAUGGGGUGAAUUUGACGGCACCAUUACAAAAUGGCAAGGGUUCCGGGACAGAUUUUUGGCAGCUGUCCAUGAUAACGACCGCAUCGAGCCUGCUUAUAAGUUUGCCUAUCUCAAAAAAUCCUUGGUAGGCAAGGCAGCACGAGCUCUAGGAGAGUGGCAGCUGACCGGAAAGAAUUACAUCGAGGCUUGGAAUCGAAUAAACGAGAUGUACCAUCGACAGUACGCUACAUGUCGAGAAUUGCUGAGGCAAUUCUUCAAGCUCCCUAUUCUUCAAGGGCUGGCGACAGCGAACGAGUUGCAAAGAAUGGUAAAUGUAACUCACGAGACAUUACGACAGCUAAAGGCGCAAGACAUUCCCGUCGAUGGGUGGGACAUGAUCAUUGUGCAUGUCCUACACGAGAGAAUGGACGGAGAGACAGCAUGUAAAUGGGAAGAAGCUCGUUCCUCAGAGUUUCCCACCGUAAAGGAAGUUUGUGCCUUCCUCGAGAAAAGGGCAAUAGCUCUGGGAAGUGCACAGGAUUGCCGAAGGAGAGAUCCCUCGAGACCAUCCACAUCGGCCCAGGCGAUUGCGAUGGAAAGACAGCGAGAAAGAACCGACAGACAGAGCGAAAGACGCAUCAACAGACAACCGGAAAGAGCGACAGAGCGACAGCAGGAUAGACGGUCAUUGUCAUCACGAUUUGGCCGCACAGACGAAAGCCGAAAGAAGCCAUGUCAGGCAUGCUUCUCAAUGACACAUCCGCUUUGGGACUGCCCGGAGUUCCAAGCAUUGACACUUCAAGCAAGGCAGAAUUUGGUAAGAGACAGAAACAUCUGUCCGAAUUGUCUAAAGAACGGACAUUCAGCGAAAGAGUGCUUCCAAGGUCCAUGUACCAGAUGUCCUGGUCGGCGAAUGCAUAACAGCAUGCUAUGUCCGAUUAAAGAAAUGGGCAAAGAAGAUUUGAUGGUGCUCCGAGUCCAGGAGCAAGGAAAGAAGAGAAGUGGACAGACCAGCGGACGAAAGCAAAAAUCCGAUUGACUAGAUGGUGUGCCAGCGAAGCGUCGUAAAAUCGUACGGAAAGACAGGAAAGAUACUAUGGUGAAAGCUAUUAAACGAAAGAUGGAGAGCGAUAGAACGAAAGAAUGACAGAAGGACGAUUCAGACGACACUGGCAGCAAAAUAUCAUGGAAAGAUUUCAAA
This is a messenger RNA of Episyrphus balteatus (marmalade hoverfly), 1771 nucleotides long. RefSeq lists its product as uncharacterized. The record is from RefSeq and is a predicted model, not a curated record. Bases 227 to 1609 code for a protein of 460 amino acids. Lineage: Eukaryota; Metazoa; Arthropoda; Insecta; Diptera; Syrphidae. The transcript has 2 exons.